AGAAGGGGGACAGGAGGCCGUCCCAAGCGGCUAUAAAGGGCCCUGGGCCUCCACAGUUCGCCUCGGCUCGCCCGGGCGUCCUCUGGCUCCGCUUUCGCCACUUUCCUCCCGGCUAAAGCUCCCGCGGCCGCUCCAGCUCCACUCGACCCUCUCGGGCCUCGGCUACUCGGGCUGCGGCGGAAGAUGGCGGCUCCGGCAGGUCCCCCGGCUCGGGCGGCUGAGGCCGAAGGCUCUGAGGAGGCGCUAGCCGCCGCUCUGGCGGACGUGCCCGAACUAGCCCGCCUUCUAGAGACAGACCCGUACCUGAAGCCCUACGCUCCGGACUUCCAGCGCAGGUAUAAGCGGUUUUGCAAGACUUUGAACGACAUUGGAGAGAAUGAAGGUGGUAUUGAUAGGUUUUCCAGAGGUUAUGAAUCAUUUGGCGUCCACAGAUGCGCUGAUGGUGGUUUAUACUGCAAAGAAUGGGUCCCAGGAGCUGAAGGAGUUUUUCUUACUGGAGACUUCAAUGAUUGGAACCCAUUUUCAUACCCAUAUAAAAGACUGGAUUUUGGAAAAUGGGAGCUGUAUAUCCCACCAAAGCAGGCUAGAUCUGUCUUAGUACCUCAUGGAUCCAAACUAAAGCUUGUUAUCAGGAGUAAAAGUGGAGAAAUCUUAUACCGUAUUUCACCGUGGGCAAAGUAUGUGACUCGUGAAGGCAGUAAUGUGAACUAUGAUUGGAUACACUGGGAUCCAGAAUACUCGUAUAAAUUUAAACAUUCCAAACCAAAGAAGCCAAAAGGUCUACGAAUUUAUGAAUCUCACGUGGGAAUUUCUUCCUAUGAAGGAAAAAUAGCUUCUUAUAAACAUUUUACAUGCAAUGUACUACCAAGAAUCAAAGACCUUGGAUAUAAUUGCAUUCAGUUGAUGGCAAUCAUGGAACAUGCUUACUAUGCCAGUUUUGGUUACCAAAUCACAAGCUUUUUUGCCGCUUCAAGCCGUUAUGGAACUCCUGAAGAGCUGAAAGAACUGGUUGAUACAGCUCAUUCCAUGGGUAUUACAGUCCUCUUAGAUGUGGUACACAGCCAUGCCUCAAAAAAUUCAGAAGAUGGACUAAAUAACUUUGAUGGGACUGAGUCCUGUUACUUUCAUUAUGGACCUAGAGGGACUCAUGUUCUAUGGGAUAGUCGGUUAUUUGCCUACGCCAGCUGGGAAGUUUUAAGAUUUCUUCUGUCAAACAUAAGGUGGUGGUUGGAAGAGUAUGGCUUUGAUGGAUUUCGUUUUGACGGGGUUACAUCAAUGCUCUAUCAUCACCAUGGAAUAGGUGAGACUUUUUCAGGUGAUUACCAUGAGUAUUUUGGACUACAAGUAGAUGAAGAUGCUUUGACUUACAUCAUGUUGGCAAAUCAUUUGGUUCACACACUGUAUCCAGAUUCUAUAACAAUAGCUGAGGAUGUAUCAGGAAUGCCAGCUCUGUGUUCUCCGAUUUCCCAGGGAGGGGGUGGUUUUGACUAUCGAUUGGCCAUGGCAAUUCCAGAUAAAUGGAUCCAGUUACUGAAAGAAUAUAAAGAUGAAGAUUGGAACAUGGGCAAUAUAGUGUAUACACUCACAAACCGGCGCUACCUUGAAAAGUGCAUUGCCUAUGCAGAGAGCCAUGAUCAGGCUCUCGUUGGGGAUAAGACAUUGGCGUUUUGGUUGAUGGAUGCUGAAAUGUAUACCAACAUGAGUGUUCUGACCCCAUUUACUCCCGUUAUCGAUCGUGGAAUACAGCUUCAUAAGAUGAUUCGACUCAUUACUCACGCACUCGGUGGAGAGGGGUAUCUCAAUUUCAUGGGUAAUGAAUUUGGGCAUCCUGAAUGGUUAGACUUCCCAAGAAAAGGAAAUAAUGAGAGCUACCAUUAUGCACGAAGGCAGUUUCAUUUAACUGAUGAUGACCUUCUUCGCUAUAAGUUCCUAAACAACUUUGACAGGGAUAUGAAUAAAUUGGAAGAAAGAUGUGGUUGGCUUUCGGCUCCACAGGCCCAUGUGAGUGAAAAGCAUGAAGACAAUAAGGUCAUUGCUUUUGAGAGAGCUAGUCUUCUUUUUGUCUUCAACUUUCAUCCUAAGAAGAGCUAUACUGAUUACCGAGUUGGAACAACAUUGCCAGGAAAGUACAAAAUUGUGCUCGAUUCAGAUGCAGCAGAAUACGGAGGACACAAGAGACUGGACCACAAUACCGAAUUCUUCUCUGAACCUUUUGAACAUAAUAACUGUCCCUGUUCUCUUUUGGUGUACAUUCCAAACCGAGUGGCCCUCAUCCUUCGCAAUGUGGACCUGCCCAACUGAGGAGAUCUGAUUUCAGCUCCCGCAGCGGAAGACCUGUGCUUUGCUUGCCCACGCUCCCUGUCCCAGAACUUGUAAUGUGUAAGCUUUUCAAAAUAUAUUUGUCUAGCCGGAAUGUCCGAUGUCUGAAAUUCUGUAUUGGUUUAUGAAAAUGAAUGUCAAACUUUAAAGAGUGGAAGGGGACAUAUUUUUGAAAUUUUAGAGAUCCUAGACUACAUUGUCCAGCCAUCUGAACAGCUAGAAUCCUUGAAGUGUUGUAUAUUACGUCUUUAAAGGAUUUUGCCUUACAGGCCAAUUAUUUAAUCCUUUUAAGUUCAAAUUUGAAUCAUGUGUCCAUGUUUGAUUAUUUCUGUUGAAUGUAUACAGUAUUUUUUUUAAGGCAAAUAUUUGGUGACUUUAUUUGUUCUGGUAUCUCUUGGUCUAAAUUACAAGACACUAGAGAUUGUUACUUCCCUUUUUCAAUGUGUGUUUAGAAAUACUGUAAUAAAUAUAUAGUAAUAAUAUAAAACAAAGUAUUGUGUCAAAUAUAAAAGUUGUUGCCUAUGAACCCAUCCAUGCCUUAUUUUGCAUAAGUUUUAUCUUGUGGUCUCUAUUUCAUUUAGUAUCUUGGUAGAUGCUAGUAUCUUCAUUUCUGAAGGCUUGACCUGGUAAUUGUAACAUUUCAGAAAAUAUCUUUUGCUUUCAUCCAAUAAAAAAAUAUUGCACAGUUGUCUCUGCUGUUUAUUUUACUGUGAUGUUAUGGAAUUUUUCUAGAGUGAAAUUUAAAUGCCUAUUUCAGCUCUGAGACCUUCCCCACACUUAUGCACAUAUGCAUGAUGGACUAGGUGUGGGAGUUAAUACUAUUUUUUUUUCUUUAGGUACUAUUUUGUAACUUGAAAUUAUACCAACCAACUCAGAUAUCUAAGCUCCUCUCCAACUCUAAACCUGAACACUUUUAGAAGCUGAGUUAACUGCUUCGACAGUUAAUCGUGAGAUACUCCAUCAUGAAAUUGCCCCUUGGUUUAAUAAAUAGCAGGUCACAGAUGUGUAAUCACUGAUAUGUAAUCCAUUUGUAAUUGAGAAAUUAUGAUGUACUUAUGAGACAUAAAGUCACCUUUUUAAAGAUUUAAUAUUUUCCUUUACAUUCAUACUGACUGCUUCUUUGUUUUUAGCCUGAUUAUUAUGACUAAUAAGGAGUACAUGAAAGUCUUUCUCUUAAAAACUGGUUUAGUAGUGGAAGAGAUUAGCAAAAAAGACUUCCUUUUAUAGCUAAACCUGUGUCUUAACCAUCUUCUUUAUCAUUUGAAUAAAACCUUAAAUCUAGGUCUGACAUGUGUAAUUUGCUUUAAUUUCAAAGUAGAGUAAUAGUUUGAUUUCCUGACAGCGAAGCCAGCUGAUGGUGAUACACCCUAGGAAACAACUGAAAGAAAGCCUUCUGUAAUGCUUUUCCUCUUUCAGAUAUGUUAUUAACAUCUUAGCACUGCCAUGAUCUUGUACCAUACCUGUUAUUGAUAAUAACAUAAUGUACAACCCUGAUGUUUUGUGUUCUAGCUUAUAAUUUCUUACCUUCCUUUACAUUUCUUUUGUAUAAAGAGAGAUGCUAAUUUUCUAUCAGGGCUCUUUAAAGAAUGAUAAGGAAUUACUUCACACCUAGAACUUGGUUUUUUUUCCCCCCUUCGACCUCUGUGGAAAAUCGUAAAGACUAGUGCAGUUCUAUGCUAUAUUUUCAUUAUGUUGAUUGACCUUACUAAUAUGGUCUUUAGAGUUCACAGUGUAAAGAGUGUAAAGUUCAAAUUUAUACCUGAUAUAAUGUAAGUUAAUUGCCUUUGUCAAGUUUUUCCCCACAAGAAUGAUGAUAAAUAGAUGUUGCUAGGUGUGAAAUAUAAAAAUAUAUACAAAUAAACAAAAUAUUGAGUCCAAAA
This is a messenger RNA of Odocoileus virginianus texanus, 4199 nucleotides long. RefSeq names its product 1,4-alpha-glucan branching enzyme 1 (gene GBE1). Gene Ontology annotation, biological process: glycogen biosynthetic process. Lineage: Eukaryota; Metazoa; Chordata; Mammalia; Artiodactyla; Cervidae. Gene Ontology annotation, molecular function: 1,4-alpha-glucan branching enzyme activity; hydrolase activity, hydrolyzing O-glycosyl compounds; cation binding. The record is from RefSeq and is a predicted model, not a curated record. Gene Ontology annotation, cellular component: cytoplasm.